AUGGCCCAGAAUAGUACCUGGGGCAGGCGGUACUGUGACUUUUGUAAAAGAUAUAAUGAAAACCUAAAUGAAGAGUUUCCUUAUCGUUGCCAUAGCUGCAACUUUAACUUAUGUCUUGACUGCAUUCACCCACGCCAACAUCCUAGCCAUGAACAUCAACUUCAAGUGAUAGAUGUCUCCUCUACUUGCAACAGCUGGUCUUGUGACUUCUGCAAAUAUGACAAAACCGAAGAAAAGUAAGUUUGCGGUCAGUUGUAUAUGUACUCGCUCACGUCAAGUUAUUUGCAUGGGUAUUCAAAGUUAUAACCCAUCCACUAAUCUUCGCGCGAUUGUAUUGGCUAAUGUUCGUCGAGUGGUGCAAAAUCACUGGACAGUUAUCACAAAAAAAACCCUUGUUUCUGAAGAUACUUGUCCUCCGAUUAUUUCCGUCGAAAAAAACAAAGCCAGCACAAAAAAGCCAGUUCAAGAGUUUUGCUUUUUCAUCUUUAUUACUUUACAUGGAAGAAAAGUGAUGCAGAGGCCAGUGGUAAUAACAUAAAAUAGCUGAUCUCAAAUGCAGUUCUGGAAAGUAAACAAAAGUAAACAAAAUUUCCAUUCAACGGACCGAGAUAUGAGAUUUAAUGGGAGGGUAAUAAUUAGUACCUCUUCUGGCUUGCUGGUAUGUCGGCUGAUAAUGUACCUUGGCAGAGAGACUGUCCGAAAAAUGAAUAUUUGGUCGAAAGCGAAACGUAGAGGGCAGCCGCGGAGAUUAUCAGCCGACAUACCAGCCGCUUGAAGGGGUUGAUUUACCAAGUACUGCUAACUAAAUCCAAUGAUUACGCUAACCUUGAAAUAGUGUUUAGGUAAUGUUCUGAAUUCCUUCUUUGACUGAACUGAAAAUCUUCAAGAGUUGAAUUUAAAUAAAAAUAAAAAAUUAAAAAUUAAAAAAAAAAAAACAGUAGGUAAAAUUUGAACAUCGGAAACUUAGAUCAACUGUGAAAUUGACCUGGAAGCCUUUGCAUAUGGGAUAAAUAUGAUGCUACAAGUUAAAAAGGAACGGGAGAGGAGUUUAAAAAUUGUGAAUUGAAGAAAAAUCGCAGGGUUGGGUCUUUACAUUUUCCUGGUUUUGCUUCAGGUGUUUCGAAAGGAUAAACUUCGUUCACGUUGAAAGUUUGGUUGAUUCUCACUUUACAGGCUAUCCCGUCGUUGUGGAGAGUGCAAUUUUAAUAUUUGCCGUGACUGUUUCAAGCAUUACCUCACCAGCCUGCACGAGCAUGCAUUGUUCAGAGCAUGCGCACUGGAUGUCUACCCAAAGUUCAGAGGUUGCUGGAGAUGUGAUAACUGCCGAUCUUUGUUUAGGAACCCAAAUGAAAACUGGCCGUGGCAUUGCCACAAAUGUGAAUACGAUCUCUGUGACCAAUGCAUUAGUGCCAAUCCCGGGAAAAAAACAGGUGAUAAGCGAGAUACCUUGUGAAACCCCGUUAGUAGAAAUGUCAUUUAAUUUCUUAUCUUUCUUAUCUCCUUAGACGAUAAAUGUCCAAACUGCUCUUUAGGUUCAGUGCAUAGUGAGAUAUAGAAAAAUUAAGGUCGUUAUGUGAUCAUCUGUUGUGGGACUAAAGUGCUAAACUUCUGCUGUGUGACAAGCACUGUACUUCAUUUGUUGUCCCGAUUUUAUCUUCCUACUCAUUCCUUUAGAGAAAGGAGAUCUGGUAAUCCAUCGGUUAACGGGCUGUAAUGACAUUGAAUAUUGGCCAUUUUAAGAACCAGCAAUGCAAAGGAUAAAAAUAAAGGAGAAAAUCACACGCGAGUAGAAGGAAAAGGCAGAAAAAAACGAUACACAAAUAACUGACAAACAGGGAAAAAAGUCUAAAGGAUUCCACAACGAUGCUUCGAUCUUCGAAAAUCCUUCUUUCCUUUUUUCAGUUAAUCAAAUUAAAUAAACUAUUUUCAUUUGUUUUUUAUCAGAUGCUGUGGACAAUGUAAAGGAAUUUGUCGCUCCACAUUUUUGUAGAGGCCUCACGUCGCUAGAAAAUUUCGUCCUGAUUCUGGAUUCAGCACCACUUGCGCGCCAUAUUAGUGUAACCGCUGCCCGGCGUAUGAUGCCUGGUCUUCUUGAGCUUGUAAAUAGUGCUCAUGAAGCCUUUUGUUUGGCUGAUUCUGCGAUAAACAAAAUUAAUAGUGAGCUGGAAAAUGACUUUCUGAGGGUUGUGGUACAGGAGAAAUCUACAGGCGAUCGUCUCGAUCAAACAAGACAAAGUUUGGCCAAAUUACAGGAAAACGUAAAAGUAUUACAGCAGGAGUAUAAUGAAGUGAAGCAGCAACUAUCCUACGAAGAGUCCAAACUGGAAUCAGCUCGAAAGUUUCAAAAAGAAAGGGAAAGAAAACUAAAAAAGGCUGAAAAAGGACGCAAAGAUGCAAGGCUCAAAGGUGCUUUUUUUGGAGGAUUCGUUCUUGGACCUUUAGGAGCCGUGGCUGGUCUCGCCAUAGCUGAUGCUGUUGAAAGCACCAAUGUUUCCAAUGCUGAACAAGCUGUUAAUGAAGCGUCAUCUCGCGUAACUGACAUUACAAAACGUGUCAAAGGCAAGGAAACAGAGCUUUCCAACCUGGAAAACGAGAAAGAACAAGAACAACAGAAAAUGAGACGGGAAAGCCAAGAGCUGGAAUCGCUGAAAGCCAGAAAGCAACAAAUAAAAGAAUCCCAGCGCCGAUUAGCAAAACUUAAUGAAUCCAUUAAAAGUUGCGCAACCCUCGUGAAUGUAACGACAACACGAGCAAAACUGAUGGCAGAUGAAGCAAAUGGGGAGUUACCAGAUAUUGAAGCAAUGAUGCCUCCCUUGAAGGCCGUCGCUGAAGAUCUCUCUGAUGCAGCACUCAGUGACUGCAAGCUUUUGUCUGGAGGGUUAAACAUGAAACAAAUUGGUUAUAAGAUUCAAGCGAUAACUUCAAAAGCAUUAAAAAGCCCCACAUCAGAUGACCUGUACCUGAGGGCCUGAUAAGAGUGACUAAGGAGGAUGCGAGAAACGUUUACAGUAAUAGAAUUGAACAGUCGUGCAACUGCUGAAAUGUUUCCUCUCAACUCGUAGUUUAUUUAACUUUACCUUGCGUUAAAAUGCAUUUUAGCCCAUGUUUCUUAGGACGUAGCACAUAGUUUAAAAAGAGAAAUGUUUCCUCCCUUCUUGUUGUGGAAUUUUAUUUCAUAAAACAAAGCAAGGUCUUAGCAAGCAAGGUGCUUCAAAAGCAGCGCGGAGUUUUAUUAGUAACGGUGUGUGUAACCAUUCAACAUCUUUUUCCAGCUGAACCUGUCUUCAACUCUGAUUUUAGAGACCUUCUAAGCAAGUGCUAACGGAGAAAGACAAUAUACUUUUUAUUUAAUGAAAAAAAAAAUGCAUCCUCGUUACUGGGUUAGGUUAACCAAUUUCAAUAUUUCUCCUUUUGUGUCUUAAAUUGAUCGCUAGGAGUUGCAGAGGGAUUUUAAGGUAGGGCAGUCGUCAACGAUAACCUGUCAAGGUCAAAUGGAUUUUACGUUUUUCCGAAGCCUGAAAAUGUUUCAGCUGAGUCAACUUCUUCUGAGAUUUUUAAUCAAAUUUAUACAAACCGUUUGUCUGUGUACCUGGUGGCAACAAAACCAGUUUGAAAUGAUCACGCAUUUUUUAUUGGGAUUUUCGUUCAAAAGUAGCAGCACCUCGUAAAUGGUGAUCGAUUGCUUUGAAUUUGACAUAUCUCAUUCUGUAAAAAGUAUUGCUCCGUUUUAUUUUAC
Messenger RNA from Pocillopora meandrina, 3736 nucleotides. NCBI's taxonomy places the organism in Eukaryota, Metazoa, Cnidaria, Anthozoa, Scleractinia, Pocilloporidae. The record is from the annotation of a GenBank genome assembly.